CUCGGAAAAACAUGGAUGAGGCCAAUGGAAAAAUGCGAAGCAAACACGAGGACGUUGAUGCUGCGUCCCUCAGUGCUGACAUCCUGAACCCCUUCGUACAUCGUCUCGAGCUCGACACAACCUACGACAAGCUCAAGACGGCAUUCCUGACUGUGGCUCUCCUACCAUUCAGACUAGCUGCAAUUACGGCUCUGGUGAUCAUGGCCUGGCUUUUGGCUUGUCUAGGUCUUCUUGGAUUGUCCGAGGAAGAUCUUCGACGUGCACCUUUGACGGGGUGGAGACGAGACAUGCGAAUUGUGAUCUGCUGGAUGAUGCGAGCAUUGUUCAUCUGCGGUGGAUUUCAUCACCUGAAGGUCAAAGGUCGUAGAGCAGAAUCAAAGGAUGCUCCCGUGUUAGCCCUAGCCCCGCAUUCAAGCUUCUUCGACGCACUUCCGGUUGUUUACCUCGGCGGACCGAGCAUCGUCGCCAAAGCGGAAAUCGGGCGCAUUCCUUUUUUCGGAAAACUUAUCAACUAUACGCAACCAGUCUAUGUUUGGAGAGAAGAUCCGAAUUCACGACAAAAUACGAUUAAGGAAAUUAUCGAAAGGGCUACUUCGAAAGAGGAUUGGCCACAGGUGAUGAUUUUUCCCGAAGGUACUUGUACAAAUCGAUCGUGUCUCAUUACUUUCAAAUCAGGAGCAUUUUAUCCCGGUGUUCCUGUCCAGCCUGUUUGUAUCAGAUAUCCUAAUAAAUUAGAUACUGUAACGUGGACCUGGGAAGGUCCUGGAGCAUUAAAAUUAUUGUGGCUUACAUUAACACAAUUGAAUAGCAGUUGUGAAAUAGAGUUCCUCCCCGUUUACAAACCAAGCGAAGCCGAGAAAACAGAUCCUAAACUUUAUGCAAAUAAUGUACGACGUCUUAUGGCAGAAGCAUUACAAAUUCCUGUAUCAGACUAUACGUAUGACGAUUGUCGAAUUAUUAGCAAAGCUCAUCAACUACAUAUACCACGGGCAUCUACCAUAGUGGAAGCUCAUAAACUUCGUAACAAACUUGGUUUGGUAUCGACAAAAAUGGAAGAAGAAUUAGUUCAGAAGAAAACAGAAAGAUUUAGCGAAGAAGUUAAUUUACAUGAAUUUGCACAAAUUCUUAGAAUAGAUGCAAAAGAAUCUGCUACUCAACAACUGUUUCGAAUACAUGAUAGACAAGGAAAUGGUAAAAUAGAUUUGGAAGAAUAUUUAUUCACGGUACUAGCCACGACAAACGCAAAUUCAGAGUUAGACAAAGUUGAAACAGCGUUUGAAGUAUGUGGCACAAAAUCAUUAUCGUGUAUUAAUAAAAUGGAAUUAAGAAAAGCUUUAAAACUCUCGCUAAAUGUGCCACUGGAAGAAUCUGAUAAAAUUUUUCAGAAUGCAAAAAUUGAUUUUGCCGAUACGACAGUGAAUUUUGAAUUCGUUUUAGCCGCACUAGCAGCAAGAACAGAAUAUUCUCAUAUAUUCGCUGGAAAUCCUGAAACGAGAAAAAAAAAUAUUUGAGAGUAUUUCAUCAACUCGUUCCAUGCUCAUCGAAGAUACAGGACGCAUCGUGUUUGUGGCAGACCGCUUCUUAAUCAGAUAUGUGCUAGUCCUGUGUAAAUUUGUUCCAUUCUUGCUGACAUUAUUAUCUUCUCAACGAAAAUAAAUAGCCAUUCAUUGUUUAAUAUUAUAUUAUCGUUGACGAAGCAAGAAAUGUUAUCUUCGUAAAAACUAAGAAAAUUAUAUACGGAACGAGAAAAAUCUAUAGAGAUUAUUAGAAUCGUACUGAGCAAACAUUAAAUAGAAAAGUUUUUCGUACGAAUAAAGUCAAUUUUUAAAAGGAGUGCAAAAAUCCAAAAUAAAAAAUAAAAUAAAAAAGAAAAAAGGAUGAUAUAUAUUUAUUAUUUAACUUGUAUUCUAAUAAUUUCUUAUUUACUAUAAUUUAAUUUAUAAAAAUAAAAAUUUUUAUAUCGUAUUGUUUUUUUCAUAAUGAAAAUAUACGACUAUAAUUACAGAAAUGCGAAAAAAAUAAAAUAUUUUUUAUGAUCUUUUUUAUUUUAUUUAUUAUGUAGUUCAUACGCAUAUAGUAGUCGUGAUAUUGUUUCGUUCGAAUAACAAGGCAUAAUAAAAAAAAAAGUACUAUGUAUUUUCAUUCACAGAUACUUAUCGUUACUCACUUAUCGUUAUUCGCAUAGAAUUUAUUGCAAAAAUUUCCUCCCUUUCAAAGUUAUCACGUUAAAUUUUAAAGUCAUGUAAAUAGUAUUAUAUCGAAGGUUUCUUAGACGUAAGCGUAUGCAGAUUCCCUCCUCGUGUAAAAAUAACGACAAAUUGUCCAUGCAAAAUAAAAUUAGUUUUAGAAUUAUCUAGAUUGCUCAGGGUACUGAUUAAUUAAUUUGAAUGUUCUGUGCGUUGUAUUGUAAUAAAACGUAUGGCUAAUAGUUGGUGAAUAAUCGAAUUAUACAAAUGUAACCAAAAUUUCUGAUAUGUCGAAUAUGUCUAAGAAAACCAAAUGUGUUUAGAACAAUGCAUUUAGAAUAAAUAUGCUAUAAAAUUUA
Molecule: messenger RNA, 2545 nt
Organism: Apis cerana (Asiatic honeybee)
Lineage: Eukaryota; Metazoa; Arthropoda; Insecta; Hymenoptera; Apidae
Gene: LPCAT
Product: lysophosphatidylcholine acyltransferase
Cellular component (GO): endoplasmic reticulum
Molecular function (GO): calcium ion binding; lysophosphatidic acid acyltransferase activity
Source: RefSeq, a predicted model, not a curated record